Molecule: messenger RNA, 4275 nt
Organism: Trypanosoma grayi
Lineage: Eukaryota; Euglenozoa; Kinetoplastea; Trypanosomatida; Trypanosomatidae
Product: subtilisin-like serine peptidase
Exons: 1
Coding region: 1-4275 (1424 amino acids)
Biological process (GO): proteolysis
Molecular function (GO): serine-type endopeptidase activity
Source: RefSeq, a predicted model, not a curated record
AUGAGCCGGAGAAAGUUUCUCCUUCCUGUCAUUACAGUUCUGCUACUACUACUACUGUUUUCGCUGCAGAUGUAUGGGGAAGUCGGUAUGGUGCGGGGUGUUGCGGCAGCAUUUGUGUCCUCGCCGACAGGGCGAAGUCCCCUGCAGAAGUGGCUCCACGCGGAUUGGACGCAGAAGCACGAGGUGCCGUUUGACUGGUUUAUACAUCAGCGCCACUCUGCGCACAAUAAAUCUUUCCAUGCUUCUACUGCUAAUACAGCAUUUCAGGUCCGCAGGCACUUACCCAUUACGCACACGGCAGGGCCGGCCGAGGGGGGUGAGUGGCAGUUUUCCGCCAGCGACGGUCACUACGUCGUCGUAAAACUUGAUAAGCUUAGUAGGGAGCACCGCCGGGCGGCCCGGCGCAUUUUGGCAGAGCAUGGUAUGAGGGAUACCCAUGUUAUUGAUGAGUUGCACCUACUUGUGUAUGUGGACACCCCUCGUGCCUCUCUGUUUCGAGCGGCUUUCGAAGCGGAUGCUGAUUCUGCUGUGCAACUUUCAUCAAUGACGGUGAUGGACAUUUAUUCCACUCUGGCUGGUGCACGCCUGAAGCUUUCCCGUGCGAUUCGCAUUGCCAUGGACCGUUGCAAUCUGUCAAGUAGAAGGAUUCGUGAGUUUAGCAGCAGGGAUGAGAUGACGCCAGCGAGUCUACGAUAUCGGCGGUUACCGCUAGAUGUGCGCACGGCGCUGGGGAUGGAAAACGUUGUGGAGACGUCACUGCGAAAUGAACGGAUUGUUGACGCAGCAGCAGCAACUGGAUGCCAAUGGGAAGUAUUAUCGGCGACGAGUGGGAAAGGGUUAGUGCGGUGGGUGCUGUCGCUCUCCCCCAAAGAAAAUGAGAGAGCAAAUGCAAAAGAAAACAGCAAUAGGGAUGAGGAGAUGGUGCUGUGUCGUUGCGCUUCGUUCAUCAGCGUAGUGAUCGAGCAACCGGCGGUGCGCUGGAUGGAGGUUGCAGCCGAGUACGCGGUGCCACUCAAUGAUCACGCUACCGCUCUUGUGCAGCAGGGGCGUCAGAAUGAAAAGGCGCCUGCCCAUCCUUUCUGGGAUAUGGGCAUCGACGGCACAGGCGAGAUUAUUGGAAUGGCGGAUAGUGGCAUUGAUUAUGAUAGCUGUUUUUUCAACGAUCCAAAGGAAGAAGUUGCGAUUUAUCCAAAGGUGAAUCAUAAUCAUCGCAAGAUUGUGUCAUACGCACCGUGUGACUUGAUUCCUGGCGACUACUACAUAGGUGACAAGGCAGGUGGGCACGGCACACACGUGGCAGGUUCGGCGGCGGGGCAUAUGCUUGGCGGCGGCGCCAACGCCAAAUAUGAUGGCGUUGCGAAGGGGGCAAAGCUCUUCUUCAAGGGCCUCGGCUGCCCCAGCCAGUCGAUGCUUACUCUUCCUGUUGACAUCACGGAUGUGUUUCGCCCCGGCUACGAUGCAGGGGCGCGGGUCUUCACGAACUCGUGGGGCUUCUUCGCACCACCGGAGUACACCGCAGUGGAGAAGAGCAUCGACGCCUUUGCUGGCAUCAAGGAGGACUCUGUGCUUAUUUUCGCCUCCGGCAACGACCCACGCUCCGGGCUGAUGAUACCCUGUCGAGCCAAGAAUAUGAUCUGCAUUGGGGCGCACAUGAACAGCUUCGACCCCAAACGGGAAAACAUCAUUGGUACUUUCUCGUCCUUCGGCCCUACGUACGACAAACGCGUGAAACCGGAGCUGCUAGGUCCCGGAAAGCCGAUAACCUCCGCACUCUCUGACGGCGACGUUCACACAAAGCAAUGCAGUGUCACCUCAAAGUGGGGCACCUCCAUGGCGACGGCGGUGGUGGCGGGUGGCGUGACAUUGAUGCGCCAUCACCUCCGGCUGCUGAAGAACACAACUACGCCCUCCUCCGCACUGCUAAAGGCGAUGAUGAUUCACUCAACCGUGUACCUAAACAACUCGCGCAUGGGCGGCUUUGGUCGCCUAGACCUCUCGGUCUUCUUCGCACCCCACGACGUGAAGGGGUGGUUUCGCGACAGAGAGACCGUGAUGCACCACACCAACAAUGUGUACUGCUUCACUGCGGCACCCACAGCGACGGAGGAAAGUGAUGAGGUGCGUGUCACACUUGCGUGGACAGACGUAGGUAGCGCCAUAGAGGGUUCUACACGCUCGCUCGUCAAUGACCUUGACUUGAUGGUGGUUGAUUCAGCAGGAGCCGUGUACUACGCCGGUGAGGACGGCCUUGAUAGUGUGAAUGUUCUGGAACAGCUUCGAUUACCGCCUUCCCCGUCGCUGGCAGCAGGAUUCCGCGUGUUUGUGUAUGGUGGCGAUGUGCACGAUGGAAUGGUGCAGAAGUAUGCACUUGUAGUCUCUGGUCCGGGUUUGCAGUAUGUCGAGAACUGCAGUGCAGUGUCAAAUACGAGCUGUGCCAAGGGGUGCAGUGGGAAUGGGCAGUGCGUUGAGGGCGUGUGCAAGUGUACUGCUGGGUACCGAUUCGUUGACUGCUCAUUCUGUGAUGAAGAUUUGCGUUGCCAUGGACACGGAACAUGCGAGACGAAGGACUUAAAGUGCAAGUGCGACAAUGAUCACUUCGCCACAGAGAACUGUUCGAUGUGCAAGGACGGCUGGUACGGCCCAUCUUGUUCUUCCAACUGCACGUGUAGCAAUAGAGGAACUUGCAACAAGAGUACAGGUGAGUGCACAUGCCCGAAAGUCGAGAAAUGGGGUGGAACGGGAUGCUACAGUGGCCCCAACUGUGAAUAUUGCUGCAAAGACUUUUACGGUGAUAACUGCAGCCUUCGGAGCUAUUGGUGCCGGGAGGACGGGUGGCCAGUUGCCGUCAAUGAUACUCGCGGUGGCUACAUUCAAAUAAAUGGAUACGGUACCUACUCGCCAAUGUUGACGUGUCGGUGGGAUAUCGAUGCACCGAAAGGCCGCAGAGUUCGAUUGGAAUACCUAGAGUUCGAUUUGGAGGAGCCAACGGAUGUGUUGCUAGUCUACGAUGUGAUUGGCAACGACACGUCGCCGUUGCGUACAGACUCUGGUAAGAGGGCAAAUGGUACCGUGGUGUAUUCCUCUCAGAAUGCCUUGUCAAUUGCCUUCGCCUCCGGCUGGUCUCACAUUCGGCACGGGUUUUUGCUGCGUUACAGCUUUGAAAAGAUAUUAAAUCCUGCUUGUAUGCUUAACUGCACCGAGAACGCCCUCUGUGAGGAAUGGGACGGUGGCUUUUGUCUCUGCGACUCUGGACAGGCGGGCUGGAUGUGUGACACGAAGAUGGAACUUAACAAGGAUCCGAUCAAGUUGGCGGCUUCUGACACACAAGGUGCCACCAACGCUACCUUCCUUAUUAAUGGACAGACGUGGCUCUUGUUGAGGAGAUCGCCCUCAGUGGUGACUGAUGCCAGCUUGUAUCUGGCAUUUGCCAACGACUUCAUUGCAACACAGCACCAUGGCAUUGUGCUGCAGGUAAUGGUGACGACGACAAACCCCAAGGAGGAUAAGAAUACGACAAUCAUGGUGAAUAUGACGGUAACACAGAUAUGCAAGUAUCCCACGGUCGGCUUAAACCACGCACUGCAAAAUGUGGACGGCACACUGAACAUCUCUCUCCGCCUUCUGCACAACGCUUCAUCGUUAUUCGAUGUGAACAACAGUGCAAACCAGAAUGUUUCGCUCUAUGUUGCGGAAGGUGAACCGUUCGUUGGCCGCCCGAGUGAGAAUGCGGCGGAUAUCAAUGGUCGCCUUCUCUACAUGUACUGCAGCAGCGCACUUCCCAUCGAUUCCUCAUCCAAAGUCCCCACGACGCCCCCCAUCGUGUACCCUACCGAUACGACACCCACUUCGGUACCAGAUGCUGAGCCUACAAACAUAACGGAGCCAGCAGCCGACAGGCCCCUCGGGUUCAUCGCUGGACCCGGGAUGCUCGUGCUAUUGACUGUCUCCAUUGCGGGGGUUUGCAUCGUCGUCAACUGCACUCGGUGGGGUGCCGAAAACUACGAGUUGGGUGCCAUCCCUCCUGAGGAAGUGCUGGUGUCGGCGGCGUCCUUCCGCGACGAAGGUGGUGUUGACUACGAUGACGAUGGCGGCGAGCUCUUCUCCUCCUUGACGGUCACUCCGCGGCUGGCCGCAGAGGACGGCACGAGCAGAGAUGCACUGAUGCAGCGACGGAAGGGAAACACCGCAUAUAUGCAGAUCCAAACAGAUGACAGUGACGCUGAAGUGGAAAUGACACGAAAAAGUAAGGGGCACCAGGGUGAAGAAGAAGAGUAG